This is a messenger RNA of Pantherophis guttatus, 3774 nucleotides long. It is a transcript of the gene ELOVL5, whose product is annotated as ELOVL fatty acid elongase 5. The record is from RefSeq and is a predicted model, not a curated record. Gene Ontology annotation, biological process: sphingolipid biosynthetic process; fatty acid elongation, polyunsaturated fatty acid; fatty acid elongation, monounsaturated fatty acid. Gene Ontology annotation, molecular function: fatty acid elongase activity. Gene Ontology annotation, cellular component: endoplasmic reticulum; endoplasmic reticulum membrane. NCBI's taxonomy places the organism in Eukaryota, Metazoa, Chordata, Lepidosauria, Squamata, Colubridae.
CAUUUUGCCUCCAGCCGCCCUCGCUACGUCACCGUCAGCCCACAAUUUAGCGGAGCUCGCGCUCUCCUCGCCUUCCCCUUCUUCCUCUCCACGAGCGGUGCCGGAGGAGCCCGCCGCCGCCGCUUAAGACCCGCCCCUGGCCCUCCUUCCCCGCCGGCCUCUACAGCGUGACUGAGCCGCUGCCUCUUCCUUCCUUCUCCUCCUUCGCUCUUGCCGGGAUCCAUCGCUCGCUGCCUGAAGUUGCCCGAGGACGCGAGGAAGGUGAAGCGCGGAUCCUGCCCACGAGCCCUUCGCGCAGGAGCCAGCCAAGGCCAGGUGUUAAAAUGGAAUCCCUGGAUACAACAAUCAAUAGCUACCUGGAUGUUUGGCUUGGGCCAAGAGAUCCCAGAGUAAAAGGAUGGUUUCUCUUGACGAACUACAGGCCUACCUUUCUCUUCUCUGUCUUAUAUUUAUUAAUUAUAUGGCUAGGACCAAAGUAUAUGCGGAACCGACAGCCGUUUUCAUCCAGGGGAAUUUUAGUGGUCUACAAUAUUGGACUUACUCUCCUGUCCCUGUAUAUGUUUUAUGAGCUGGUGACAGGAGUAUGGGAAGGAGGAUACAAUUUCUUCUGUCAGGAUACGCACAGUGGAGGUGAAGCCGAUAUGAAGAUUAUACGGGUCCUCUGGUGGUAUUACUUCUCAAAGUUCAUCGAAUUUAUGGAUACUUUCUUCUUUAUAUUACGGAAAAAUAACCACCAAAUCACCAUUCUUCAUGUGUACCACCAUACAACUAUGUUGAAUAUUUGGUGGUUUGUUAUGAACUGGGUGCCUUGUGGCCACUCAUAUUUUGGUGCCACUCUUAACAGCUUUAUUCAUGUCCUCAUGUAUUCCUACUAUGGACUGUCUGCUAUCCCAUCUAUGCGUCCAUAUCUCUGGUGGAAGAAAUACAUCACUCAGGGGCAGCUGAUUCAAUUUGUUCUGACAAUCAUCCAGACAAGCUGUGGGGUCGUUUGGCCUUGUCGGUUCCCUAUGGGAUGGUUAUACUUCCAAAUUGGUUAUAUGAUCUCCUUGAUUAUCCUUUUCACAAAUUUCUAUGUCCAGACUUACAACAAAAAAGCAGCCUCCAGAAGGAAAGAAUAUCAGAAUGGGUCUGCAGCUGCUAUGAACGGGCACACAAAUAGCUUUUCUUCUUUUGGGAACAAUGUGAAGCAAAUAAAACAAAGGAAGGAUUGAAGACCAAACUGAAAAACUAUUCUGAUAUCCCAGGCAACAACAACAAAAUAUGAUUGUAAGCACAAUAUGUGUUGUGCACUGAUAACUCUUGACAGCUACUGUAACUAUUCCUGCCUAGAAUAGUGUCGAUUUAUGUAGGAUUUAACCAGUGCAAAACAUCCUAGAAACUAUCCAUAAGCUAAAGUUGAUGACGUUGAUAAUCCUGGAUGAUCAUAGACUGAAGCAUAAAAUGUGGAAGGAAGUAUUAUUGUAGUAUGACAGACACUGCUGUUGCCUUACUAGUUGAUAUAAUAGGUGCUGAAUUAGGAUUCACGAUUCCAAAACUGUAAUUCAGACUCAUAUUUUUAACUGUAGAUAGUGCAUGUUACUGUAAUUUGUAUGACAAAAUUCAGUUUGUUUGUUUUUUUCCAGUAGUUUAAAACACACAUGCCUUAAAUCAAAAUAAAAGCAGGGCCUAAAAUCUAAUUACCAGUUUGGAAAUGUAUGGAACUGUUUCAUUCUAAGAGGGCAGCUUCUCAAAUGGCAUUUUAUGCCCUGGUACGGAUACCAAAUGUUGCAGAAGCACAGGGUCAUUAAUGAAAAGUUCACAUACAUGUAUACAUGUGGGUCUCCCCGCGUGUUCAAGCGAAUAGCCUCAUUUCCUGUGGAGGGAUUAUAUUUCCAAAUCGGCGAUAGGAUCUCCUUAAUUGACCCUUUUCAUAAAUGGCUAUCUUCAGGUCUAGAAAAUAAAAAUGUCUAUCUACCAUACAAGUGGUAACUCAGAAAGGUAGGGCAAUCCCCUGUAAAUCCUUCACACACGCAGUAUGCUGUGCAUCUCCUUCAGCCCAGGUGCAACGUUGUUUAAUUCCUUUCACAAAUCAAAAGAGAUGCCGUGGGCUGUCUAGGACGUGUGAAAGCGGACAUGCUCAAAGGCGCUCACCCUUCUAUAUAUGCUCUGUUUGAAAUGACACCAGUGCUAAAAAGAAAAAAAUAUAUAGCCAUUUAGUUUGGUCAGGACUUGUUCUUUUUCUUGUAACAAUUCUGCAGCAGUUCACCUUUUAAAAGUAAUUUUUUUCCCUCUCCAUUAACUUCUAAUAAGUCAUGGAAACUGCGUGUUUGCUUUGGCAGUGUCUAGAAUGGGAUGCUGACUCUCUCUAAGCAUUGCAGGAUGCUUAGGGAGGCUAGCCUGCUACCUUUCUCCCACCAAACGUUCCCAGUGUUGCAUCCUGAAAAUUGUUGCUCUUUCUUUUCAAAACGACUGGCGACAUCUCAGAUGAAACCAGCUGCCUCGUUCCCCUUGAGGAAGGCCCAGCGGGUUCUUUUCCCAUUUCAUCACCGAGUCUUUCCCUCGCUUGAAAAAAAACCAUAGACUGAGUCUUCAGGUUGGACCGUGGUGAGCCAAGGAAAGGGAUCGUGAUUAAAUUGUGAAGCAGAUCUCUGAAAAUAGCAGAUGUUGAGCAACAGAUUCUCAUGAACCUACAGCAUUGUUUCAACCACACUUCAAAUCUGUUUCUGGGCAAAUCUAGCCCUUGCCCUGUUUUUCCUAGUUUUUGCCAAUUGGUUGUAAUUGCAAUUUUAAGAAACCUUUGGGAUGAACCCUGGCUUCCCUCUCCCCUCCUUCCUCUGCAGUAUUGAAGCCAGAGUUUACUUGAGAAUGAAUAGUGUGGAGAAGAGAAGGCUACAUCUGUUAAGGGAAACUUUUCUGCAAAAUAGGGGAUCUGUCCCAGUGCAAAUAGGAAACCUUCCAUUCAUAAAAGCAACUCCUGGAUCCAACUCAUUGACUUUAGAAAUGUGCCUCUAGUAAAUGUUUUCCAGUUUUUGCCUUUUCAGAGUGUUGCGUUAGCUCAUAUCAGACUAUAGUUAUAUGACAAAUUCUUGGAACAAAAUGAGGUUUGUUUCCUUUCGUCCAUUUCUUCUCUGGUUCCUUGUGUCGUCGGGCAUUUGUUUGGGAAAUGCUUGUUGAAAUCUCUGUUGUAACUGUUCCCUCCCACACACAAACCACACAGAGAUAUAUACAGUGUUGGUUGAUAAGCAGGUAUCUGUAAAGAAAUAUACUGUGUAGAAUGGUGGCGUUUUAAUCUGUUAACAUGCUAAUCUGUACUUUGUAUCAAGCCAUUCCCGCUGUCCUUGUCUGUCCAAAUUUAUAUAUUCAGAGUUUUAUGAUUUUAUAUUUAUACAGAUAUGAGUUUACCAUGUUCUUGCUCAGCUAAUGUUUGAGACUAAUUAUUAGUUCUCUUUAUUAGCUUUGCAAAUUCGAUUUGUUUCUUCUUCAGUCAAUCCCUCCCUUUCCCCCCCACCCUCUCCUGUUUCUGAAUGAGACAGCACUGAUUUACUUUGUGUGUGUGCCUCUAAGUGUGUCUGUGUGUGUGUGCGUGUUUAAUGUUCUCAAAACUUAUAUGUACAUGUCUUGGUUUCUAGGUAUUGAUUUACAAAGUUUUCACAUAUUUCAUACAGCAGCUUUACCAUUCAAACAAAAUAUGCUGUCUAAAUAUGUGUGUGCUAAAAAUUUAAAAAAAAAACUUAAGCUUGUCAGAAAUACCUGCAUUGUUAUGUUUUGUGUUUAAUCAUUAAAUCAUUCUUGAUA